AUGAGGCCGGCUUCAAUAAAUCGGGUUAUCCCUUCCCUAUUGCUCUUUCUUCUUGCUGUCAACGCCCUUCCGAGCGGUGAACGCCAAGACGACGCUCCCCCAGAGGGAGAUCUAGACGUCUCUAAGGUUAAAGUUACUGCUGGUGGCUUUCGUAAGACUCUAGAUAAGCUAUUCGAUGACCUUGGGGGGACGGGGGAUAAUGGAGCCCCGAAAUCCGUUCAAACCCGCGAGAUCAAAGCCCCCGGACCAGCAACAUUCCACGCAUUUGAGGCUAGUAAGCGAAGUGGGUUCGGCCUAGCCAAGGGUUAUGAUCCUUCGGACACAUAUCUGAAGUCUCGAGCUCCAGAUAUCAAGCUCCCGGAGAAACGGGAUCUUGAGUCCAAGGAUAUUGAGCGGAGGGAUCCGGGAACCGAUCGUGUAGAGAGGCGAGGAACAGGACCAAGCGCCGAUGAAGAAAGCUACAAGAAUGUUAAAAGAAGUAGUGAAAGCCAAGAGAUGAAGGCUAAACUCCGAGCUAGGGCUGAGGUAGAACGUGAGAAGGAGGAAUAUGAGAGCGCAAAACGUAAAUGGGAAGAGCGAUCGGCCCACAACAAGAAAGUUAGACAUCAUAAUAUGAAACGUCUCUUCCAACACGGCUCGCCAUUCCAAGAGUAUCAUAAUACCGUUCCUAUCUCCGCUUAUGCCGCUGAUGACGGUUCCUUCGGACACGCUCUUCCAGGGGUUCGUAGAAGCCCCAUAGACAACACAGGAAAAGUGCAGAAACGGUCUCUGGACACUUCCACUCUUGAGGGGGAACUGAAACGUCGCAAGCUGAUUAAAGCUCGUCUCCAGGAGCUUGGUUAUGCCCCUAAUGAUGAUGAAAACCCCAAGUCCACUGAUCAGGCCGAGAAAUUGAAGAAACGGGGUGAGGGCUCUGACGCUACAUUCAGUAAAUGGAAUCGUUCGCCCCUUGCCAAAAGAGACAUAUCACACCAUAUCGCAUGCCCCGGUACGGGUCUUAUGUCCGCCUAUGGCAACGUCCUUUUUAACUCAAAUAACUAUUUCACUUUGACGGCAAUAUUUAGAGCCGCCUGCUUCGGUUGUGAUUGUAGGGCAACUGCUACUGGGUUCCAUAUGGGGCCUCGACAGGAAGGUGGCUGUACUAUACGACUCGUGGAAAACUGUCAAAUGGCUGGAUGUCGGUGUCUAGACACCUAUAGUACAUCGGAUCCGGUUUUGAUCAACAAGCCUCAAUGGGAAGCAGCCAGCAAAAACACCCCUGCCACCUAUAGCGAUGUUACAUACAAUCCUCAAACGAAGACCACAUACAGUGAUAAGUACGCUGCUGCUGCUCAUAUUAAUGAGGUGACAUUUGAUGGGUUUUCUAAGGUGAAACGCCAUCUUCAAACCCCGAAUUCUUCUCAUGUAGGCGAAUUGUUCGCCGGGAACAAGAGGAGCGCUACAAGUGAAGCUAGCGAAGAAUUGGUUAGUAGAAUAUCCUAA
Messenger RNA from Orbilia oligospora ATCC 24927, 1482 nucleotides. RefSeq lists its product as uncharacterized. The coding region runs from base 1 to 1482 and encodes 493 amino acids. Lineage: Eukaryota; Fungi; Ascomycota; Orbiliomycetes; Orbiliales; Orbiliaceae. The transcript has a single exon. The record is from RefSeq and is a predicted model, not a curated record.